Dama dama (fallow deer) is the source of this 9780-nucleotide messenger RNA. RefSeq names its product autophagy and beclin 1 regulator 1 (gene AMBRA1). Gene Ontology annotation, cellular component: intracellular membrane-bounded organelle. Gene Ontology annotation, biological process: autophagy. The record is from RefSeq and is a predicted model, not a curated record. Gene Ontology annotation, molecular function: protein binding. The transcript is spliced from 18 exons. The coding region runs from base 360 to 4010 and encodes 1216 amino acids. Lineage: Eukaryota; Metazoa; Chordata; Mammalia; Artiodactyla; Cervidae.
GGGGCGUUCGUCUAUUCGGUGAUCUCCUGCGCCGUCUUCUCGCUUGAUGUCUCCCGAGCGGCGGCGGCGGCGGCGGCGGCGGCGCCGGGUCGAAGGCUGUCUAGUCCGCGAGGCCCCCGCUCUCAAGCUGCUUUCUCCCGCCGGUCGGCGGAGCGGACCCCUCGCUUCCUUCUUGCCUCUCCUUUUAGUGCGCGGCUCAGUCCACCCGUUGGACUGCAAACCGAGCCCCCGCCCGCCUCGCAGAUUUCCAUGAGGACACCUUCUGAGGAUCUGCAUGGCCUCAGCUUAGCCGCUUCGGUGUGUGGAGCUGUGGCUCGCUCCCCCUCCCGUGCCUGGUGUGACUGUGCCUGCUGGGCGCCAUGAAGGUCGUUCCAGAGAAGAAUGCUGUCCGGAUCCUCUGGGGGCGAGAACGGGGCACUCGGACCUUUGGGGCUCAGCGACUUCUGCAGGAGCUGGUUGAAGAUAAAACCCGGUGUAUGAAAUGGGAGGGCAAGAGAGUAGAACUGCCGGAUAGUCCACGCUCUACCUUUUUAUUGGCUUUUAGCCCAGACAGGACUCUCUUGGCUUCCACUCACGUAAACCAUAAUAUCUACAUCACGGAAGUGAAGACGGGCAAGUGUGUUCACUCUCUGAUUGGACACCGCCGCACGCCAUGGUGUGUCACUUUUCAUCCCACCAUCUCAGGCCUCAUCGCUUCUGGCUGCUUAGAUGGGGAAGUUCGGAUCUGGGAUUUGCACGGUGGCAGUGAAAGCUGGUUCACUGACAGCAACAACGCCAUUGCCUCCCUGGCUUUCCACCCCACGGCUCAGCUCCUGCUCAUUGCCACUGCCAACGAGAUCCACUUCUGGGACUGGAGUCGCCGAGAGCCGUUUGCCGUGGUGAAGACAGCUAGCGAGAUGGAACGGGUCCGUCUGGUGAGAUUUGAUCCCCUUGGACACUACUUACUCACAGCAAUUGUUAAUCCCUCUAAUCAGCAGGGUGAUGACGACCCAGAGAUCCCCAUAGACGGAGCAGAACUGUCGCACUACCGUCAGCGGGCCCUCCUGCAAUCGCAGCCAGUGCGCCGGACGCCUCUCCUCCACAAUUUCCUGCACAUGCUGUCCUCCCGCUCCUCUGGCAUCCAGGUGGGAGAGCAAAGCACAGUGCAAGAGCCUGCCACCCCCUCACCCCCACCGCCUCCCCCUCCGCCCUCCACGGAGCGCCCCAGGACUUCCGCUUACAUCCGGCUCCGACAGCGGGUCAGUUACCCCACAGCCGAGUGCUGCCAGCACCUUGGGAUCCUGUGCCUUUGCAGCCGCUGCUCGGGCACUCGAGUUCCUUCCCUCUUGCCACACCAGGACAGUGUUCCCCCUGCUUCUGCCAGGGCUACUACCCCUUCCUUUUCUUUUGUGCAGACCGAGCCCUUCCAUCCCCCGGAGCAGGCCUCGUCAGCACCGCACGACCCGGGCCUCCUGAGCCGGCCGUCUGCCUUCAGUACAGUCCAGAGCAGCACCGCCGGCAACACGCUCCGCAACCUCAGCCUGGGUCCCCCCCGGCGCUCCCUGGGAGGCCCUCUGUCUGGCCACCCUUCCAGGUACCACCGGGACAUAGCCCCCGGGCUGACGGGAUCCGAGUGGACCCGGACAGUGCUCAGUCUGAACUCUCGCUCCGAGGCGGAGUCCAUGCCCCCGCCCAGGACCAGCGCCUCGUCGGUGAGUCUGCUCUCUGUGCUGCGACAGCAGGAAGGUGGCUCGCAAGCCUCUGUGUAUACUUCAGCCACAGAAGGGAGGGGUUUUCCAGCCUCGGGGUUGGCAGCUGAGUCAGAUGGAGGGAACGGCUCCAGCCAAAACAACCCGGGCAGCAUCCGCCACGAGCUUCAGUGUGACCUGAGACGCUUCUUUCUGGAGUACGACCGGCUUCAGGAGCUGGACCAGAGCCUCAGCGGGGAAGCCCCCCAGGCCCAACAGGCCCAGGAAAUGCUCAACAAUAACCUUGAAUCCGAGCGGCCAGGGCCAUCCCACCAGCCCACCCCGCACAGCAGCGAGAACAACUCCAACCUGUCCCGGGGCCACCUGAACCGCUGCCGCGCGUGCCACAAUCUGCUGACCUUCAACAACGACACCCUGCGCUGGGAAAGAAGCGCACCGAACUACUCCUCUGGCGAGGCCAGCUCCUCCUGGCAGGUCCCCGGUCCCUUUGAGGGCAUGGCCGCGAGCGGCAGCCAGCUGCCCCCGCUCGAGCGGACUGAGGGCCAGACGGCCAGCUCCAGCAGGCUGGAGUUGGGCAGCGCUGCUAGCCCGCAGGAGGAGAGGACUGUGGGGGUGGCCUUCAACCAGGAGACGGGCCACUGGGAACGCAUUUACACCCAGGCCAGCCGAUCUGGAACUGUGUCACAGGAGGCCUUACAUCAGGAUCUGCCGGAGGAGAGCUCCGAGGAGGAUUCUCUCAGGAGGAGGCUGCUGGAGUCUUCCCUCAUUUCAUUAUCCCGUUAUGAUGGAGCAGGAUCCAGAGAGCACCCAAUUUACCCAGACCCAGCGAGGUUGUCUCCUGCUGCAUACUAUGCCCAGAGAAUGAUCCAGUACCUGUCCCGGAGAGACAGUAUCCGCCAGCGUUCCAUGCGCUACCAACAGAACCGCCUCCGUUCUUCCACCUCCUCCUCUUCCUCAGACAAUCAGGGUCCUUCCGUGGAGGGAGCUGACUUGGAGUUUGAGGACUUUGAGGACAAUGGUGACAGAUCCCGGCACCGAGCUCCACGCAACGCCCGGAUGUCUGCACCUUCGCUUGGACGCUUUGUCCCAAGGCGUUUCUUGCUGCCUGAGUAUUUGCCUUAUGCUGGGAUUUUUCAUGAACGUGGACAGCCUGGCUUGGCUACUCACUCUUCUGUUAACAGGGUCCUGGCAGGGGCAGUGAUUGGUGAUGGACAGUCUGCUGUGGCCAGUAACAUUGCCAAUACUACCUACCGGCUCCAGUGGUGGGACUUCACUAAGUUUGACCUCCCAGAAAUCAGUAAUGCCUCCGUGAAUGUGCUGGUGCAGAACUGCAAGAUCUACAAUGACGCCAGCUGUGACGUUUCUGCAGAUGGCCAGCUCCUGGCAGCCUUCAUCCCCAGCAGUCAGCGGGGCUUUCCUGACGAAGGCAUCCUGGCAGUGUACUCCCUGGCCCCCCAUAACCUGGGCGAGAUGCUCUACACCAAGCGGUUUGGUCCCAACGCCAUCUCGGUGAGCCUGUCCCCGAUGGGCCGGUACGUGAUGGUGGGCCUGGCCUCGCGGAGGAUCCUGCUGCACCCCUCCACGGAGCACAUGGUGGCCCAGGUCUUCCGGCUGCAGCAGGCGCACGGUGGCGAGACCUCCAUGAGGAGAGUUUUCAACGUCCUUUACCCCAUGCCUGCUGACCAGCGGAGACACGUCAGCAUCAAUUCUGCCCGGUGGCUGCCCGAGCCAGGGCUCGGCCUGGCCUACGGCACCAACAAAGGAGACCUGGUGAUCUGCCGACCGGAGGCCUCGAACUCUGGUGUUGAGUACUACUGGGACCAGCUGAAUGAGACGGUCUUCACUGUUCACUCCAGCAGCCGAAGCAGCGAGAGGCCUGGCACCAGCAGAGCCACGUGGAGGACAGACAGAGACAUGGGCCUGAUGAAUGCCAUCGGCCUGCAGCCCCGGAACCCCACCACGUCGGUGACGUCUCAGGGCACCCAGACUCUGGCCCUACAGCUGCAGAACGCGGAGACCCAGACAGAGCGGGAGAUACAGGAGCCGGGGACGGCAGCUUCAGGUCCUGGUGAAGGGCUCAGAGAGUCACAGAAAAGGCAAGAGGGACGCCCUACUGCAAACUCACAUGCCAGAGAACUGCCAGGGCCACCACCACCACCCCCUGCCCCCACCUGGGGUAGCUGUCUUCUCUCUCCAGCCCGGCCGAUCGGGAGGCCGUUACACACACGCGUCUUUCACGGCCGUUGGGGCUGCAGCCUGGCUCACGAUCAGCCCCUUCCUCUCAGCUGUGGCAGGCGUGGCUCGGCCGUGGCUCUGUGCUAGCCUCACGCUGCUGAGAACCAAUUAGCACCUCCCUGCGUAGCGCUCAGGCCCCCUUUGGAAUGUGUCGGCAGCUGUGUUAAAUAGGCUGUUCACACCCGGUCGGUCUCCUUGCACCCCACCCCGGCCCCUGGCUGCUCCCAGCUCCAGACACGGCAGCCUCCAGACAGUCCUGUCAUCUCUAGGUCUGUGGUAAGCCACCUGCUCAGGAGAGACCAGAAGACAGGUGUGCUUUGGGCAGAGGAGCAGAUCGGCGUGUGUCCCCUCAGGGCACAGCUUCUAUGCUGCAGCCUCGCCCUGGGCACUGUCCCGUGGCUGCCACGAGCUGCCACGUCUUGCAGCCACGUCCCUUUCCGUCUGUGGCCCGGGCGCUUCCUCCAUCUGUUGGAUGGAAACCCCCGGUGUGGGCGGAGCGGCCGGAGCAGCCCGAGCCUCACCAAGGAGGAGAGCGCGCCAGCACCUCCCGCCAGCCCCGGGCAGAUCCUGGUCUGGGAGGCCCCUCUGCCGUGUUCACGUGGCCCCUUCCUGUCCUCUGCAUCAGCUGCUGCGGCUAGAGACGGGCCUUGGUGCUUCCCCGAGGAGCUGAAGUCUAGAGCAGGAGGCAGGCACCCAGCGGGUAGUGACUUCUCGUGAUUAGGACCUCGGGGCUGCAGAGGAGGGGGAGCCGCACCCCGGCUCGGGGAGGACUCCUGGAAGAGGCGACCCUGAGCUGCACCUUCCGGGAUGAGGCGGAAAAUGCCAGGCAAAGUGGGGUGCGGAGGAGGACAGGCACUGCUCGCAGAGGGGACAGCACCUGCAAGGGCACCAUGCUCAAAACCGACAGUCUGCACCAAGGACCUCUGGGGGCCUUUUGUUUGUGGCCGGUCAGCGCUUGUUGAGAACUGAGGCUGGACGCGCGGGGAGGGCAGGUUACAGGAAGCUGGUUCUGGAGGGAGGCCUCCGCCCUGAAGGUCGAGUGCAGGGGGGCUGCCCACCUGAGAAGAAGGGCAUUCUCCCGUGUUUUCAUCUGCCAAAGAUGCCCUGGUUAUUUCUUGACUCGCAUCAGCUUGUUUCUGACCUCCAGUAAAUUAUGAUUGUAAGUGCCUUUCUUCAUGGUUGGGGGUGGGGAGGAUGAGCUGGCAGGAGGCAGAAGAGUCUCUUUUCCAGUUUCAGAAGCCAGAACUUCAUUCUCUCCCAGUCUCCUCCCCGCAAAGCAGAGCGGUUGGUGGAGGACAAGCCCUUCAGAGGCCAGAGGCGCUUUUCAGGGGGCAGUCAGGAGGGGAGCUGUGGCCGAGUAGCUGAGAUAGCUCACUGCAUCUCUCUGUGGCCCAACGACCUUAGCCUGGAGCUUUGGACCUCUGGCUUUGAAAGGGACAAGGUCAUAGUGCCUUGCAGAAAGCCCGUGCCUAGAAAGAAGGGGAGCAGAUGUGUGGGGCAUUGAGCAACAAGCCAGCCUCUUCUCUCCUGGGUCCGGGAGCCUCGUCCUGGGGUGCUUCGCCCUUGACUGCCAUCCACUGCUGCCGCUCUGGUAGGGGAAGCUGGAGUCGGGGUCUCCUCGGGCUCAGGCUUCCUCCCUGGUCUGCUUCCCCCAUCUAGCAGGCAGGCACGGCAGCUUUCUCUCUCUCUCUCACUCGCACACACAUUUCCCCUCCUCUCCCCCCAGCCCCCACCCCCAGUCAGCAAAGUAGUGGCCACAUCUGCAGAAGCAGUAGAAGAGACUGCUCGUCAAGCUGGUUAACUCUUCCUCUGGGCUCAGCUAGAAAGCAGGCCCUGUGGGAUUACCCCUGUGCAUCCCUCCACACGUCAGUGGCCCAGGCGCCUUAGGUGGGCAGCCGACUCCACGGCGGCAGUUGCCGUUCAGUGGCCCGUCUCUGAGCCCUGUCCCAUUGGCUAGCGCUGAAGGGUUCUCAGCUACUCCUCAUGUUCAUGUUGGAUAGGAAUUUUAUUAAAAUCCAUUCAGUUCUGCCUAGGACUUCCCGGAGGAGCCCUCCAUGGGGGGAGUUGGCAGGUGUUGACUUUUUUUGCUGGUCCAGCUUUAAAGCUUCCCUGCCCUGUCACUCCAAAAGCGAGGGGCGGCAUCCCGGGCUCUGCGUUUGCUCCCAGCACUGACACCGUGCCUGCCUGGCCUGCAGUGGACCCUCCGCAAAUGUGGAACGAAUGAACUGACUCGAGGCAGGGCCCUGCCCCCAGCCUGGCUGUGCUGCACUAUUCAGGAGCCCACGGCUCUGCCCCGACCACGGGGAAAGGUUGCCUGGACCUUUCUGUUGUCUGGGGACGACAGUAGUACGGCUGCAGGAACCUGGGCCGUGGACCAGGGAAAAGCAACCGUGAGGGGGAGGGGCAGGGUGCCCCUGAGAUCAGGACGGGCAGCUCCUCCCCUGACGCAGCCUGGCCCCCUCGUCCGGGCGGAGAAACCCCAGAACUGGCCAUCACGGGAAGUUCCUGAUGCCACCCUGGCCUCUGCAUCCAGAACGUACCUUGCCAAGGAAAUGAUCUCGUGUCAACACGAAAUCAGUCUCCCAUUUUUCAAAGACAAAAAGAAAUGCUUUUGCUGCAGGGAAGGCGGCAGCAGACUUAACUCCUGUGGCCGCCCCUGCUCCUGGAGCGUAGGUUGGAUCCCUGACCACAGCUGCCACUCCCCGCGGGCCCCAGGGUGCUCCCCUCUGGAGGAAUGUGCUGGCGGUCCACCUUGGCUCUCAGCCUUGGCUCAGAGCUCCCAGGAGGGAGGCCCAGCCCCCCGCUCUGGCUGAAGCUCCCCGCACCCAGCCCUGAGGAAACCGUUAGUGUGUGUGUUUUAAACACUUCUGUCCAAUCUUUAGUACUAGUGUUGUAUUAGGCGCCGGGAAUCCAGAGGGAAUCAGAUUGAGAGAAGAAACCACCUCUCUUCCCUCACACAUUAAGUUCAGAAAGGAGACGGACGUGGAAGUACACCCCCAGAGCAGAGGGUAACACAUGACCAGAUUUUGGAGGUCCCCUGAAGGCCGGAGAAGGAAAUGGCAACCCACUCCAGUAUUCUUGCCUGGGAAAUCCCAUGGAUGGAGGAGCCUGGUGGGCUACAGUCCAUGGGGUCACAAAGAGUUAGACACGACUGAGCGACGUCACUUUCACUGAAGGCUGGAAUGCCUGUAGGCAGUCUGGGAGCCCUCAAGUCACCCACACACUCAUUUGACAGGUAGACUCCAAGUGCAAGCCCAAAGGGGAUCAAAACAUAGUCUGAGGCCAUCAGGGACCUGGAGCCAAGAAGGGAGAGACUCUGCCGUGGAGAGGUGCGGGCCCUGCAGGGCUCAGAGAAGAGGCAGCGAUGCCCCGCAGGGGCCUGGCCGGGGCGGGACGGGGGCAGGGGCGGGCACUGGCCUGAGAACAAGUGGCCUUGGGCCAUGGGGCAGCGGGCCGGUGUGUGACAGGGAGGACCCCCACGGAGUGUGCAGGCAGUCUGGGGGGGUGGGAAGAGGGGUGGUCAGGGAAACAGCUCGGACCCGACCAGAGGCCCGUGAGCAUCACAGUGAGCAUCCUCACCGCUUUGAGGACUCGGGAUUGCUGGGUUUUGAAGAGUAUAGACUCAACCAGAACCCAGUGGCUCCCAGCGGAAUUAGGACGGCAGCAGUAACAGCGCGGAGGCCGGGCGGAAGGGGAGAGACACCCACAGACCCUUUCGGACAGACAGCUGCAGUGACAGACGGCCGGGACCGCAGGUACCGGUGAGCGGGAACGGGCACAAGGGCCUGGAGUCAGGCGCCCAGAGCUGUGCUGGGGCCUGACUGACAGCUCCCUGAGGGCCCCCAGCGGCCCUGCCCGGCUUUGGGAAGAGUGUUCACCGAGCAGGGUGCCUGGCCAGGGAGCACCGAUGCCAGCAGGCCGGGGGCCAGCCCGCUGCUCACCCCGGGCCAGGCUGGGGAGCCCUGAUGCAUGGGGCGCUUGGAAAACCGUGGCGGUGGCAGUGAGUGCCAGGGUCCCCCGGGCCCUCCCCAGGCAGCCCUUUUGGCUCACAGGGUAGACGCUCUGCUGGCAGCAAGGCCCUGGGUUGCCCGUUCCUCUCACCCCUCACCCGCUACUGGCGGCUUUUCCCCUGAGAGGAGUGCUCAGAGUCGUUCAGGUUCUCUCUCCCCUGCCCUUGGAGUUGGCCUGAGCUGCCUAAGGGGAAGGCGCCUAAAGCAGCUGUCUUGAGGGGUUGGAGGUGGGAGGGUAGAAUUUACCAGAAAGUCUGGAGAAAAGCAAGCUGGAUAGCAGCGAAAGCCUUGGUGGAGUCCCUGCUCAGUGCUGGGGAAUGCUGUCUCUCCGAGGAUGGACCGCCAGCACAUGCCGCCAUGCACCCGCCAGGACAGAGGGGGCUGCCGGGACGUUGGCACAGCUGGGUUGCCCAGACGGUGCCUGGAUGCCCAGCUUUGACCAGGCAAGCAGGGGGACAAGGCACUGGAUGGUGCGGCAGCAGAGAAAGUCUUGCAAAGAUAGCAACUGACAACAAAUACUGCCAAAAGUUCAAAACUAUCGAAGCCGCCCAAACUGCAAAGUCCCCAAGUGGCCAACAAACAGGCAAAGGAAACAAACCCGUCCAUAGUUUGGUGGAGCAGCCCUGGCCGCCUGGGAGCCUUGAUCAUAGCUGCCCACAGUCUUAAACCAUGCAACCUGCCAGUGAGGGCUGAGCACAAGUCAGAGUAAGGCCCUGCGGGGCGGGGCUCUUCCUGCAGAGUCCGGGUUACAGCAGCCACCACGGAGCACCCGCUGUGGACAGAUGCUUAACGGGCGUCAUCUCAUUCCCUCCGCCUGGCGCUGUGCAGGCUGGAUGUUUUCAUCCCUGUUUUGCAAGUCAGAAAACUGAGGAAAUGUGGGUGGCAAGGGAUUUAUCCACGGUCACACAGCUAGUGAAUGGCAGAACCGAGAUCUGAGCCAGUGUCAUCUGCCCCCUUCAAGAAGAUGCUCAGGCUCUUGGGGAAAGAGCAGGACCUUCCCUGUUCCUCCCUCGAGAUGCAGUCUGAAACGUCAGGCCGGGGCAGUUGGCUGCCCCCAGGGAAACAUGAGGGUAUCGGGCAUCCGGCCCCGCGAGAACAGUACGUGGGAAAGUGGGACAUUAAGAGGAGACAGAAUGCCUUCGAAGGAACACUUGAAAAUUGUCUUCCUCGUGUGCAUUUAGAAAGUGACAUAAACAGAAGAAUGAUGGAGAGAGAGAACACAGCUUUGAAAAGGUGCCGAGCGGAACGUUUGUCUUCUAGACGCACCCUGUAGAGUGCCCUUGCUUUCCAAACACCAGACAUGGACCCUGUCCCAGGCCCAGGCCCAGGCUGUCCCUACUAGGCUGUGUGAGACAGGAAGAGGCAGACAGCACCGGCUCUCUGGGCUGUCUCUGUGGGAUGCAAGACCAGCCUGCCUCUGGUGUCCAAGGGGUUGAAGGCUAAGACUCCCAGAUUCCAGUCCAGGACUCACUCUUAACCACCUGAGCAGUCUCAGCGCUCUAGGCUGAAGUGUGAAUUAGGAUUGUGUGGGGCAUCUUAUCUAGCUUCCAAGUCCCUGACUUAUUCUUUUUUUUUUUUCCUGGCUGCACCAUGCGGCCUGUGGGAUCUUAGUUCCCAGGCCAGGGAUCGAACCCGUACCCUGCCGCGCCCCCCCCCCCCCCCCCCCCCCCCCGGAAGCACAGAGUCUUAACCACUGGACCACCAGGGAAAUUCACUUGAUUGAUUCUUGCAAUGAGGGGUUGGCCACCGCAUUGCUUCUGCCCAUAGCUAGAAUCCGCCGGGUCCUCCUAGCUCUGGCCUGCCUGACUCAGGCCCAGGCCAGCGGCUGAUUCCCUCCCUUCUGCUUU